AUGUCUGACCUUGAAGACGAGCUGCUUGGUGACUUGGAAAAUGAUCUAGAAAAUCAGAGCUCAUGCGAGGAAGCUGAUACUGUACAUUCCACGGACUUUCUAAGUGUUACUAAGGAGGAGGACCUUGGUGUAUUACAUUCACUUGAUACAGACGAUGGGAUAAUACCCAGAGACGAAGUCUCCAUUGAGGCGUAUCUCAAGAAACUUUUGUCGCAUUAUAAGGAUCCUUACAGCUUUUCAUCCAUCGAUAGUAUUGCAGAAGUUGACCCCAAUACCAUAAGUGUACUUGGAAACAAUAUUGAAGGUUUGAAUAGCAUAAUCAAAUCAACGUUAACUGAUGAGAUGUUUUUAAAAAUCCUUCCUUUCCUCAACGACAUAAUUCUGAACUCGAAAAGAGAUAUUGAAAACCUCCACACCUUUAUGAUAAUGCAAUAUAGAAAGAAGUUUCUUGAACUGGACUCUCUGCUUCCCAACCCAGUAAAUUAUGCAGAUGUUGUGUUUGUUUUGGAAACCAUGCAAGAUCGCAAUUCCAAUGAACUAGCAACCAUCUUUGAAUCAGAACUUCUGCUGAAAAAAGAACAGACUUUGGUCCUUACAUUAUCUAUAAAAACUUCAUUGAGACAGGAUGUCACGUUAGAGAAAUUGAUCCAAAUUAGACUCUUCCGUGCCAGAGCAAUGAUCCGUCAACUUUCUGAUCAUCGAGAAAGAAUAGUGAAACUGGUUGAAUCAAAAAUCCAUAUAAUAGCGCCAAACCUUACUGCUUUGGUUGGAGCUGAAACCUGCUCUUAUUUGGUUGGUCACGCUGGCAGUGUUGUUGCACUGAGUCUGAUACCAAGUUGUAAUCUAUCUUCCAUCGGCAAGAAGAGGCAUCUGUCGCAUGAGCUGCAUACGAACAUAUCAGGAGUUAGACAAGAAGGUGCGAUUUAUCAUUGUGCACUUGUAAGAGAACAACCAGUCACUCACCGUAAACAAAUGCUACGGAUGGUUUGUGCUAAAGUCUCUCUUGCUGCGAGAGUAGACGCAGGACAGCAAGGAAAGUCCGUACAAAAUACCACCCUGGGCAACAGAUGGAGAGAGGAGUUGUUACUGAAGAUAAAAAAAGUCAAGGAGGCCCCUGGAAUAGUCAACUCCAAAGUACUACCGAUUCCAGAGGAUAAACCAAAAAAGCAUAGAGCUGGCAGGAAAUUUAGGAAAUACAAGGAACAAUUCCAACUUUCACAUUUACGACAGUUACAGAACCGUAUGGAGUUUGGGAAGGAGGAAAACACUGUGCUCGAUGCAUAUGGCGAAGAGAUCGGAAUGGGCAUGUCGCGAUCACUACUGCAGGAGGUAAGUGGUAGUGCGGUACCUAGUAAAGAUACCAGGGUGAAUAACCGUGCAAAGGUAACCAAAGUGAUGAAACACAGACUUGCAGAGGCAAACCAGCAGAGCGACGAGUUCAUAAUGACUCUUGAAGAAUCGCAUCCAGGUAAAGAAUAA
Molecule: messenger RNA, 1479 nt
Organism: Huiozyma naganishii CBS 8797
Lineage: Eukaryota; Fungi; Ascomycota; Saccharomycetes; Saccharomycetales; Saccharomycetaceae
Gene: PRP31
Product: U4/U6-U5 snRNP complex subunit PRP31
Exons: 1
Coding region: 1-1479 (492 amino acids)
Biological process (GO): mRNA splicing, via spliceosome; spliceosomal tri-snRNP complex assembly
Cellular component (GO): U4/U6 x U5 tri-snRNP complex; precatalytic spliceosome; U4 snRNP
Source: RefSeq, a predicted model, not a curated record